Larimichthys crocea (large yellow croaker) is the source of this 2253-nucleotide messenger RNA. Its product is annotated as calcium release-activated calcium channel protein 1. The record is from RefSeq and is a predicted model, not a curated record. Gene Ontology annotation, molecular function: store-operated calcium channel activity. The transcript is spliced from 2 exons. Lineage: Eukaryota; Metazoa; Chordata; Actinopteri; Sciaenidae. Gene Ontology annotation, biological process: store-operated calcium entry. Gene Ontology annotation, cellular component: membrane. The coding region runs from base 322 to 984 and encodes 220 amino acids.
CUGCACACUUUGCCACAGAGGACUUUGGUGGCACCAGCAGGCGAGCUGCAGCACUGCCCGUGGAGAGCACUGGAUUGUGGGUAUGUUGUGCUUCCUCCUCGGCUGGCUGACAGCAGAGCAGAGCGGGUCAGCUGUUGCAGGAAAGUUUCCACAUAGUUCUGAUCUCUUUCUGGAGCCGCUCGCUGUUUAUUAGAUGUCACAUUGGAGCCGCGUCUCCUGCGUGCGCCUCUCUGCUGUCCGCGUCACCGAGAUCAAACCACCCGGUUUCAUCUGAAAUUCACAUUUUCAUUUGUUUUUUUUAAACUUUGAACAACUGUCGGAAUGAGUCUGAACGAGCACUCCAUGCAGGCUCUGUCCUGGAGGAAACUCUACCUGAGCCGAGCCAAGUUAAAAGCCACCAGCCGAACUUCGGCUCUGUUGUCCGGAUUCGCCAUGGUUGCCAUGGUGGAGGUCCAGCUGGAGCGGGAUUAUAAGUACCCUCCGGGGCUGCUGAUCGCCUUCAGUGCCUGUACCACAGUUCUGGUUGCAGUACACCUCUUUGCCCUGAUGAUCAGCACCUGCAUCCUCCCAAACCUCGAGGCCGUCAGCAACGUUCACAACCUCAACUCCGUCAACGAGUCUCCCCAUGAGCGCAUGCACCGCCACAUAGAACUGGCCUGGGCUUUCUCCACCGUCAUUGGGACCCUCCUCUUCCUGACGGAGGUGAUGCUCCUGUGCUGGGUGAAGUUCUUGCCCCUCCAAACCAACCCGAACGAAGGAAACAGCACCAUAAGUUCUGGCCAGGCCGCAGCCAUCGCCUCCACCUGCAUCAUGGUGCCGUUUGGACUCGUUUUUAUCGUCUUCGCUGUCCACUUUUACCGCACACUCGUCAGUCACAAAACGGACAGACAGAUCCGGGAGCUGGAGCAGGUCAUCCGGCUCCAGAACCAGCUGGACCACAGGGCUGAAAAUGAUGACAUGAAGGCAGCUGUCCAGUUCGCUUAAUUACAGCCGGUUAGCAAACAACAGCAGCGAACAUUCAACAUGAAAUCUCUUAUAAAAGCUUUUUAUUUUUUAUGUAUUUUUUAAGAUCGCUUGCUUCAUCUAUCGAGCGUUGCAGGUUCCGACUCAGUCCACUUUUGGAUAAUGCAUGUUCAUGGACUUCUACACGUUGUAUAUUAGGAAAAUAGUUUAACUUGAAGGUAAAUCUUUUGCUCUCAGGCACUAACGUUUCAAUGACAUAUCAUAUUGUAACAUUACUUAUUUCAGGACUUAAGCCACUUAAGGACUUCACAUUUGCAUUUGAGUGCACAGUCAUGGAAAUUGGAGGGAUAGCCACUCUUGUACUGUGAUGAAAAAUAUGUUUUUAAUAACAACAGUGUAGGAUUUAGUGACAUCUAGUGGUGUAGUUGCAGCCCUUUUCAAGUUUGGAGAAGAAACUAUAGUGGCGUGACCAUAUUUUGCAAACAGAGACUGCAAAAUCUGACGCACUGAUCAUUUUUAAAGGUGUGUUUCCACAUUUUAAUAUAGCCACAACAUAUUUCAACAUUCAUUUAAAUGGUGCCUGCUUUUAGUUCGGUUUGGCACAGCUCUGUCUGGACUUGUGUAGUUUACAUAACUCGCAGUUUAUUCUGUGCCUCCGAUGGAGGUUCACUGUAUAACUCGCCACCACUGCCGUAUCCACCCGUGUAUGUGCUUAAUGGUGUCCCGUGGUGGGUUGCGCUGUUCUCACGUUUGCCUGGCUUUAAAUUAGGCGCUGUAGGGAGCAUUACCAAGCCUUUAUUAUCAGGACAGAUGUUCAAGAAUCACUGUCUGCAUGCUUUAAAACCAAAGUUAUAGAAGAAGUUACAUUUAUUUUAACUGAUGCUGAACAUACUUACUGUGGAUACAACAGAAAAAAUGCAAGAACCAUGCAACUCGAAAGUGCCACUUUUAGAAACAGAUAGAGAAAGAGUUUGUUUGUAUGGGCCACAGGGAUGGAAGAUGCAUGGUCUCAGUGCUUUGUUUGAUACAGACAUGUCCAGACUCACAGGACUGAACGGUUACAUGUCGGAACUUUUUAUUUUAGUUAAGCAUUGUUUUGUCAAAUGUUUAGCUCCUAAGUGUUCUGAACAAAGAUUUGCAUGAACCUCACUUUUUUAGGAGCACCAAAAAUUUGUAUGCAUAGGAAAAUUAGGACUAGAGGAAGACCUUGUUGACAAAACAAACAUAUUAAUGUUAAUGUCCAACAGUAUUCGUGUGCAACCUGAGGUGAAAGAACACUUCAACACUUAA